UAAUCCUUUCUGUCAUGGCCGCUGUGUGCGUUUCACGUGAAACACUGCAACGUGUGAGUUUUAACGUCAAUACUGUGAGGAUUCGUGCCUUAACCGAGCCAUGUAAAACACAGACUGACAUGUGAACCUUCUGACCAUCUUCAAACUGUUUCCUUUCUGUAUGUCUUAGUCAUGGCCCGGAAAAAGAAGAAGCACCAGGAAGCGCCUGGUGCACUUUCAGAUUCAUCAGAAGAUGCCCAGAAAGAAGUUGCAGGGUGCCCACACGUGAGCAGGGCACUGGACCUUGGCAAUCUGAAGAGGGCGCUACGGAAUGGUUUGCCAAAUCACUGCCAGGGUUGUGGUCCCAAGACAACUUCUGUACUUCCGAAAGCGUCUACCAGCACCACCUGUGAAGAGCCUCUUCCAUCUGAUCCUUCUCUGUUGGCCCCUGUGGUCCCUUCCUCUGCACCCACAAACCAGCAUGCCUCAACACUCGAUGACUCGGAAGCGUCCUUGCCAGUGUCGAGUGAAGCUUGUCUUCCCGUGCCUUCUGUGAAUGGUGCUAGUCCUUGUCCCGUGGACUGCGAGCAGUCUGCGGAGACCAACGCUUCCGUUAAUGAGCUCAACGACUCCGCCUUGUGCCACGACACAUCAGCUGUAAACAGCAGGACUUCAGGAACUUUGGAAGAUUCACGUUGCAAUCGUGGCGCAUUCAUCUCGUCCGACUGGGAAGAUUUGACAGUGGAGUCUCUCUCGCUGGAAAACCCAGAAUUGAAUACGGAGGGGAUAGCAACGAAGGAAACGAGAGAUCUGAAUGCUGAUGCUUCUGAACCUGGAGACCUGCCAGUUGCUGCAGUGAGCUGUGUCACAACUGCAGCUUCCUGGAGUGCCACUUCCGGUACACCCCUACUAAAAGGCCUUGCUUCUCCCAACGCAGUUGGUGAAGCAAUGGAGACACCCCUGGAGGACCAUGUGUCAUCACACACUGAGCCCUUCCCCAGUAAAGAUGCUACCCCUAAUGACACAGUCGUCGGAGCAACAGCGACACCCCUGGAAGACCAUGUGUCAUCAUACACUGAGCUCUUCCCCAGUAAAGAUGCUACCCCUAAUGACACAGUCGUUGGAGCAACAGCGACACCCCUGGAAGACCAUGUGUCAUCAUACACUGAGCCCCUCCCCAGUAAAGAUGCUACCCCUAAUGACACUGCUGUUGAAGCAGCAGAAACACAAAAUUGCCAUUCGUCGUCGAACCUCGGUACAUUGGAUCCCACCCCUGCAAAUGCAUUAGACACCCCUGACAUGCCCCUGGACAAUGGGAACUCCUCCGGCUUGGAACUGGGAGCACCAACCCCUGCACAGUGUGUAACUGCAGCUUCAAAACUGGUGUGCCUACGAUGCGGCCAUUUAGGCUGCGGUUCUCAGGGCCCCCAUCAUGCUUUGCAACAUUUCCUCACCCCUCACUCGGACCCUCACUGCCUGGCCCUGACACUCGACAUGUGGCAACUCUGGUGCUACCAGUGUAACCACGCAGUGGAAAUCAACCGCAGGUUGGCUCAGGCAGUUCAGUUUGUGCAGAAACGGGUCGGUCAGGACAGUGCGCGGAACAACGCUUCCAUGACCCGCACAGCCGCAGUGGCACUGAAGAGCGCCGCGCCCCACGAGAAUCCGAAGGCUCCGCAGAACGCGGUCCGCGAGAGAGUGGUGGCUCCCGAAAAGGCGACUGCACCCUCCGCGAAAUGUGUGCCAAAAGCAAAAGAUGCCCAGAAAUGUGUGAAGAAGGAAGACAGGGAGGAGGAUGGGAAGAGAGUAAAAGGUCUAACAAACCUGGGCAACACUUGCUUCUUCAACUCGGUGAUGCAGAACUUGGGCCAGACGCCGUACCUGGAGGACCUACUGCGUGAGAGGUGCAGGGGGGGACUCCGUUGCACGUUCGAGCCUGCGGAGAGUGCCACGGAACUGGGCCUUCUAGAAGUGGAGCUCCCAGAAGCUCGGCCCCUCACGAAAGCCCUCCUAGAAUUCCUGCAGGAGAUGCGCUGCGGCGCACCAAGGCCGAGGGCUGUCCAUUCCCAAGUCUGUCAAGUGGCUCCUCAGUUCCGCGGGAACCAGCAGCACGACAGCCACGAGCUGCUGCGCCACCUGGUAGAGGGCGUCUGCAACGAGGAAGCCAAGCGACAGAAGCAAGCAGUGCUUGCCUCUUUUGGAUUGUCUACCAAGGUCAAACCGAGCGAGGUGGAUGAGAACACCAAGAACAAGAUACAAGCGUACAAGGAGUCUGUGUCUCAGACGGUCCUGGACGAGGUGUUUGGCGGCGUCCUCCUCACCACCGUCAUCUGUCAGGAGUGCGGGCAUAUGAUACACAGAGAAGAGCCCUUCAAGGACCUUUCGCUCUCAAUUCCGGACGACAAGCCGCUACGUCUUGUAAAGAAAGUUCCAGAAGAAGCAAAGGCCAAAAAGUAUGCCAAGCAGCAACGUAAAGACCGCCGUGACAGGCGUGCACAUAAAACUUCGGAAACGCAGGAGGAAACAGAAGGGGGGGUAACCUGCGAAAACUGCACCCUCAGCGGAGGGGGAUCCAUGGAAAUGGCGGCAGACGACGAAGCGGACGAUGAGGAUGCUGCGGUUGUUGCAGAACACCCAGGGGCAAAAGCAGCAACAAUGGCGACAACGAAGACACUGGCUCCUCGUCCUCCGCAGCCGCAGGACGGCACCCUAUUAGCGUGCCUGCACCAAUUCACGUCACCGGAGUUGCUCAUAGGAGCCAACGCCCUGUCCUGCGAUGGAUGUGGCAAUGGGAAACGUGCUGCAGCUAGCCUGCAGCUCCUGGUGCAGGAUCCUCCUCGUGUGCUCACCCUCCACCUCAAGAGAUUCCAACAGAAUGGCCGUGCACUGUGCAAGGUGAACCGCCAUGUUCCGUUUCCGCUCAACCUUGACCUUGCACCCUACUGCUGUCAACAGAAACUAGAGCAGGGGAGCUCAACAGAAUACACCCUCUACGGCGUAGUAGAGCACAGCGGUAGACUCUCGGGCGGACACUACACCGCCUACGUGAAGCAGCGCUCCAGCGGGCACUGGUUUCACGCCAGCGACAGCCACGUGAGCGAGGUGACGGAGCCUACUGUCCUCAAGAGUCAAGCGUACCUGCUGUUCUACGAACGGUUGCGGUGACAAAGGGCUAUCGCACGGACCCGAGACGUGCGACACGCCAUUGGAAGACUAUGAAUAAAGAAACUAUGCUUGUUUUCGGUAA
Ornithodoros turicata is the source of this 3226-nucleotide messenger RNA. It is a transcript of the gene Usp16-45, whose product is annotated as ubiquitin carboxyl-terminal hydrolase 16-like. The coding region runs from base 172 to 3144 and encodes 990 amino acids. Gene Ontology annotation, biological process: protein deubiquitination. The record is from RefSeq and is a predicted model, not a curated record. The transcript has 15 exons. Gene Ontology annotation, molecular function: cysteine-type deubiquitinase activity; zinc ion binding. Lineage: Eukaryota; Metazoa; Arthropoda; Arachnida; Ixodida; Argasidae.